CUUCUCCUCACGCUCUGUGUAGAAGACGCACCGUGUGCGGGCCUAGUGUGGGAGGGAGCGGGCUGCUAGGGUGGGACAUGCAGAAGCGAGAGGGAGUGAGUCUGUCUGCAUCUGACAGUAGGACGGACGGUGGACUCGAGGUGCUACAGGGCACGGGAAGUGCUUGGUGGAGACGGUUGACAGGCUCUAGGUUGGCCCCGGCAUCCAAUCGUAGGGCUUAUCGCGGAUGGGGCGGGUUUUAGACAGGGGGAAGCCUGUCCUUGCAUAUGGGGCUUCGUGAUGUUUUCCUGUUCUCGACGGCAAAUGCCCUUAAUUAACCUCACCGCACCGUCGUCAUGCUGGUGCCCAUAAUAGCCACGAUAGCGUGGUCGUCUGCACGGCUGGACUGUUUCCCCGAGCCACGACGUCCAGCCGCUGAGCACGGCGAUUGGUUACCGGCUUUGAUAGUCAAUACAAUUAGCUUUGGCGAGGUAAUCCCCAAGGAGCAGGUCCGUGUGUGCAUUACACACUUGCCAACCAGCCUAGACUACACGUACGCGGAGCACUUUCACCUGACCGCGUGUGGUGUCGACCUCCACAGCACCUCAUCCACUCCUUUCAGGGUCUUGCUCUCCGCUGCUACCCGCACUAGUCUGCUGAUGACUGGACGGGCCGUCAACUGGUGUCGACUUUUUUUUUCGACGGCGUGCACAUUGCGGGAAGCUUGUCAAGGACAACCCGGAUACUGGAUUCGCUACCCAUAUGAUGAGCAUCUGGAGAGACGAUGCCACUCCUGGAUGGCGAAUUUGAGAUGCUCGCCUGUUGAACCGCUUCUCGUGGCCCCUCGCUUAACCCAUCUCUGCUUUGGUCCCAUCUACCCUUCUCCAUUGGUGUCGACGUACUUCCGUAGGAUGCAGCUUCGACUGCUUCUGAUGGUUGUUGAGGCCCGACCGAUCAGUCAUCGAGCAUGCCGCCAUCCCGCCCUCUGCUUGGCGCAACGGCCGUAA
This is a messenger RNA of Periconia digitata, 986 nucleotides long. The record is from the annotation of a GenBank genome assembly. Lineage: Eukaryota; Fungi; Ascomycota; Dothideomycetes; Pleosporales; Periconiaceae.